Molecule: messenger RNA, 2809 nt
Organism: Urocitellus parryii (Arctic ground squirrel)
Lineage: Eukaryota; Metazoa; Chordata; Mammalia; Rodentia; Sciuridae
Gene: Sparcl1
Product: SPARC like 1
Biological process (GO): anatomical structure development; signal transduction
Molecular function (GO): calcium ion binding; protein binding; extracellular matrix binding
Source: RefSeq, a predicted model, not a curated record
UGAGCCUGUGAGAACAAGAGCUUGAGGAGAGGACUGUUAACUCCAUGCAUGCCAGCAGAAUUAGCUCUUUCCCUUCGGGCUUGCACUGCCUGCAAAGCUCACCCUGCCCUCAGAGUGAGAGGCCAGCCUGCUAGAGAAAUCCAGGAAUCUGAAACAAAAACGAUGACAGUCUGAAAUACUCCCUGGUGCCAACCUCCAAAUUCUCAUCUGUCACUUCAGACCCUGACUAGUUGACAGAGCAGCAGAAUUUCAAGUCCAAUAGACUUGAAUGUGCUUCUGGGCAAAGAAGCACAGCUAACGAUGGAAGGGAUUUAAAGAGUUUCUCUUGGGUAUUUGUCAAACUUUUAUUUCCUGGCUGUGCGCAAAGAGGGGAUUCAACUUCAAUUUUCUAUCAACGCUCUGCAUCCAGCCACCUAUCUGAAGGUCCAGAAGCAUGAAGACUCUGCUGUUUUUCAUAUACAUCUUGGGAACUGCAGCUGCAAUUCCGACAAAUGCAAGGUUUUUAUCUGAUCAUUCCAAACCAACUGAAACAUCAAUAAUACAAGACAAUACUACAAUUCCCAGUGCAAAGGUUGAAGCUGAAGAAAAUGAAAAGGAAGCUGCAGUAUCCAGAGAAAACCUUUCCAACCAUAAGGAUGAAAAAUCUUCAAUAUUAAAGUCAGAAGAGGAAAACCAGGAACAGUCAGAAGAACAGGACAAAGCUUACAGCCAAGAGCUAGGACUGAAGGAUGAGGAGGAUAGCGAUGGUGACUUAAGUGUGAAUUUGGAGUAUUCACCAACUGAUGGUAGCUUGGAUCUAAGAGAAGAUAUAAGUGGGCCUCAAGAGAAAAAACUCCCUGAGAGCACUGAUUUUUCUCCUCCUGAUUCUGUGGAUUCUAACCAACAAGAAAACAUCACAGAGGGAGAGGAAAACCAAGWGCAACCCACAAAUUAUCCACAUCAUCAUUUGAACAAGAAUGAUACACACAGCCAAAACCUAAGGGAUCAGAGAAACGAAGAGCAGGAUCCCAAUACUCCCAACGAAGAUGAGGAAGAGGGAAAAGAGCCAGGGGAAAUUGGUAGCCCUAGUGAUAACCAAGAAUGGGAGAAAGAAUUUCCUAAGGAGAAUUUUAACAGUAAGGAAGAAGAAGACAGUAAGAAAUCUGGUGAUAUUUUGGAAGAGUCCAAUCAACCAACUCAAAUGAGCAAAAUGCAGGAUGAACUUGAGCAGAAUAACCAAGAACAAGAAGAGGAUAACUCCAAUGCAGAAGCAGAAGAGGACAACGUAUCAAACAUAAAUAAGCACAUUCAAGAUACUGAAUGGCAGAGCCAAGAAGGAAAAAUGGGCCCUGAAGCUACUGGCAAGCACGAGGACAUGGAUAAAAAGACUGUUUCUGAGGCUUUGCUCAUGGAACCCACUGAUGAUAGAAACAUCAUGCCCAGAAAUCAUGGGGCUGAUGAUGCCAGUCAUGAUGGCCCCAGGCAAAGUGCAACUGAUGUCGACUUCACCCCAAGCCAGGACUUUCUAGAGGCUGAAAGAGCUCAGUCCAUUUCCUACCAUCUCAAAUAUGAGGAGCAAAAAGAAAGAACACAUGAGAAUGAACAUGAAGAUACCAGUGAGCACGGAGACUACCAAGGGGCCAAGAAAGCAGGCAGCUCAUCAAACGAAGAUGACACUUCAACUGAAGGCAAUGUGGAGGUGCACAGUGUGGAUCCUUGUAUGAACUUCCAGUGUAAGAGAGGACACAUCUGUAAAGCAGACCAACAGGGAAAACCCCACUGCGUUUGCCAAGAUCCAGUGACUUGUCCUCCAGCAAAACCCCUUGACCAAGCUUGUGGCACUGACAACCAGACCUAUGCAAGCUCCUGUCAUCUGUUUGCUACAAAGUGCAGACUGGAGGGAACCAAAAAGGGUCAUCAACUACAGCUGGAUUAUUUUGGAGCCUGCAAAUCUAUUCCUGCUUGUACAGACUUUGAAGUGGCUCAGUUUCCUCUACGGAUGAGAGACUGGCUCAAGAAUAUCCUCAUGCAGCUUUAUGAACCUAACCCUAAACAUGCUGGAUAUCUAAAUGAGAAGCAGAGAAGUAAAGUCAAGAAAAUUUACCUGGAUGAAAAGAGACUCUUGGCUGGGGACCAUCCCAUUGAACUUCUCUUAAGGGACUUUAAGAAAAACUACCACAUGUAUGUUUAUCCUGUGCAUUGGCAGUUUAAUGAACUUGACCAACAUCCUACAGACAGAGUCUUGACACAUUCCGAGCUUGCUCCUCUACGAGCAUCUCUGGUACCCAUGGAGCACUGCAUAACCCGAUUCUUUGAGGAGUGUGACCCCAACAAGGAUAAGCACAUCACCUUGAAGGAGUGGGGCCACUGCUUUGGAAUUAAAGAAGAAGACAUAGAUGAAAACCUCCUGUUUUGAAUUAAGACUUGAAGAAGUCAAACUUUCCAGCAUUCUCCUCUGUUCUAACCACUUCUGAAAUAUAUGUAGCCAUGAUACCGGUAGAUAUAUAUUUAGUAAAAUAUCUGCAUGAAUGAGAAUAACUGCUUGAUAAUAAUAUAUACACACCAAGCAUUCAACAUUGACUUAUGAAAUAGAACUUUAAAGUGAAGUAAUGUCACUAUAUACAAAAGACUGUAAACCAUUUAUAUAAAUAGGAGCUUAACUCAUACUGAUUUCACUCUCUGAAUCAACUUAUAAUUACUAAUUAUAAAACUUAAAAAAAUAAUGUGUUCAUACUGUCCAUAACAUCAUGUGCAUUUCAAGAAAAUGGAAUAUUUGUGCUUAACAUGUAUUGUUAAUAUCUUAAUAUCCUAAUAAAGUGUCCAUAAAAAU